Molecule: messenger RNA, 1830 nt
Organism: Lodderomyces pseudojiufengensis
Lineage: Eukaryota; Fungi; Ascomycota; Pichiomycetes; Serinales; Debaryomycetaceae
Gene: MIG1
Product: transcription factor
Exons: 1
Coding region: 1-1830 (609 amino acids)
Cellular component (GO): nucleus; cytoplasm
Molecular function (GO): RNA polymerase II cis-regulatory region sequence-specific DNA binding
Source: RefSeq, a predicted model, not a curated record
AUGCCGGUUAAAGAAAAACAAAAUAAAGAAGAUAGACCAUAUAAAUGUACAUUUUGUGAAAAAGCAUUUCAUAGAUUAGAACAUCAAACAAGACAUAUAAGAACUCAUACUGGAGAAAAACCUCAUGCUUGUACAUUUCCUGGUUGUAGUAAAAGAUUUAGUAGAUCAGAUGAAUUAACAAGACAUCUAAGAAUUCAUAAUAAUCCAACUACAAGAAAAAGAAAAAAUAAGAAUAAUGAAUCAAAUAUUAAUAAUAAUAAUGGAAAUGUUGAAGCUAUAUCUAUUCAACAUCAACAACAUAUUCCUUUUAGUAUAGAUAGAAAUGGAAAUCAAGUAUUCCAUCAAUCAUAUCCUAUUUAUUAUGUAUCAAAUGGUAAUGGUUAUAUGCAACCAAUUUUACCUCAACAUUUACCUGUAAUACAUCAACAACAUCAACAGCAGCCACAACAACACCCACAAACUCAAAUACAAUCAAAUAAUACUGUUCCUUCCUUAAAACAAGUUGGGUCAUUUACUUCAAUACCUAAUUCUCAUUCACAACAACAAUAUACAAGUAAUAGAUCAUUUGAAGAAAUUCCUUCUCAUUAUAAUCAACAAGGAUCAGCUGUAUUUUCAAUACCUUCAUCACCAACAACUUUACAACAUCAACAAAAUCUUCAACAACAACACCAACAAUUAUAUAAUCAUCCAAAUUCUCAAUCUUCUAAUAAUAUUGUUAAUCAUACCACAAAUCAAACACGUCCAGUUAUAACAUCAAGAGCAAUAUCAUCAGAUUCAAUUAGACAUUAUCCAACAAAAAUAAGUCAACAAGGUAAUAAUUCACCACCUUUUCAACAACGUUAUCAUAAUCAUCAAUUUUCAAACAUUUCAAAAUCUGAUUCAACAUCAAGUAUAAUAUCAGAAAAUCAAAAAGUUUUUAGUAAUAAUAAUUCAGCAUUACAUUCUUUGGGAACUUCACCUGAUACUUCUAGUUCCUCAUCUACAACAAUGAUGCCACCACCAAAUUCACAAUCUCAAGCAAUUAAUUCACAAGUUCCUACAUCAUCUUUCAGUAAUUUAAAUGAUUAUUUUCAACAAAAAUCAUCAUCAUCAUCAGGAUUAAACAAUACAAGAUUAUUUAAUGCUUCAUCAACUUCAUUAUCCUCAUUAAGUGGUAAAAUAAGAUCUACUUCAUCAACAAAUUUAUCAAGUUUACAAAGAAUGACACCAUUAAAAUCAACAACUACGAAUAAUACUAAUAAUAAUAAUAAAUCUAAUUUUAUAUCAUUACCAAAACAAAUCUCAUCAACUUCUUUAAAUUUAGAAUUUUAUCAAAAUAAUAAUAAUAAUAAUCAUCAUCAUAUAAAUAAAAAAUCAAGACCAAAUUCUCCAAAUUCUUCAUUAACUAAUUUAACAAUGUUAUCAAGUAAUAAUGGUUAUGGUAGUGCUAAGAGAUUUCAAUCAAAUUUUAUAAUAUCACCAAAUGAAACUCCUUUACAAACCCCAAGUCAAUCACCUCAUUUACAACCUGCUACAUUACAUACUACUACUACUACUAAUAAUAAUAACUUACCUACUCAUACAUUAAAUACGCAAACAUCAGAAAAUGAUGCAGAUGAUUUAAAACACAAUGAAUUGUUAAAUGAGAAAUUAAAAAGUAUUGCAACUACUGGAACAAAAUUACCUCCAAUAAGAUCAGUAUUAAGUUUUACAUCAUUUAAUAAUUUAAAUAAUUAUCCUAAUGAAAAACAACAACACGAAGUUGAUGACAAAGAUAGAGCUAUUAAUGAUGAUUUAAAUUUAAUUAAACAAAAUCAAAGUGUUAUGAGUUUAAAUAAUUUACUAAGUUAG